ACCUCGCUGGCUCCUUUCUCUGACACGGUUGAUUUUUGUCGCAUCGAUAAUUCUGCCUUGGUAUGCGUUUGUCCUUGCCUUCCUAUUGAGAACUUCCAUCAUCCUACGCCAUGCCGCUCAUGCUCGAUUCGCCUCCGCCCUCACCCUCUCUCCCCGACGCCUUGGAGUCGCGCCGCCGGGUUCACCAUGAAGCAGAUGUUGUCAUUAUUGGAGCCGGAAUCCUAGGAUGCGCUCUUGCCGUUGCUUUCUCCGAUCAGGGUCGCAGUGUCAUACUACUCGAGCGAUCUCUCAAACAACCUGAUCGCAUUGUCGGAGAACUCCUGCAGCCCGGCGGAGUCGCUGCGUUGGAAGAGCUGGGUCUGGCCGACUGUUUGGAGGACAUUGACUCUAUCAAAGUAUUCGGUUACGACGUCAUAUACCACGGCGACGAAGUCACCAUUCCGUAUCCCGAGAACGCGGGCUCUACCACCAACACCCAGAAUGAGAAAGAGAAGAAAUCAAGACCAGAAGGCCGUUCGUUCCACCAUGGUCGAUUCAUUCAAAAGCUUCGGGAGCGCGCCCUCAGAUGCGCCAAUGUCACGGUUGUCGAGACGACUGCUACCGAUCUGGUUCGCAGCGGAUACACCGGCCAGGUGUUGGGAGUCGAGUGCUCUACCAGAGAGCGCAAGGACUACUACUUUGCCCAGCUUACCGUUUGCGCCGAUGGAUACGCCAGCAAGUUCCGUAAAGAAGUCAACACACAUGCUCCCGUUGUCAAGUCCAAGUUUUGGGGUCUCGAACUGAUCGACGCCGACCUGCCGAUGCCGAACCAUGGCCAUGUCUUGAUCAGCGACAGUCCUCCUGUUCUCCUGUAUCAGAUUGGCACACACGAGACGCGUGCUCUCGUAGAUAUACCCGAGAACCUCCCAUCUGCCUCUGUCAGGAACGGGGGUGUCAAGAACCAUCUACGUAACGUUGUGCUACCCUCAUUGCCUGCACAAGUGCGGCCAUCGUUCGAGGCUGCUCUGGACCGUGGCGCUCUUCGCUCCAUGCCGAACUCAUUCUUGCCCGCAUCCAAAAACAGGCAUGCAGGCGUUGUAUUGCUCGGAGAUGCAAUGAACAUGCGUCAUCCUCUGACGGGAGGUGGCAUGACUGUGGCCUUCAACGAUGCCCUCUUGCUGUCGAAGCUUCUCUCUCCUGAACAGGUACCCCGUUUCGAAGACACCAAGGCUGUGUUGGCUCAGCUGGAUACAUUCCACUGGAGGAGAAAGAACUUGACCAGUGUCAUCAACAUUCUUGCGCAGGCGCUAUACUCCCUCUUUGCUGCCAAUGAUCCUCAACUCAGAGCGCUUCAGCAAGGAUGCUUCCGUUAUUUCCAGCGCGGCGGGCAGUGUAUCGAUGGACCUGUUGGAUUGUUGGCCGGCAUCAUUCGUCAGCCCCUAGUACUCUUCUACCACUUCUUCGCAGUCGCCUUCCUGUCCAUCUGGCUCUACGUCACCUCAGGCAAUGCCUUACUAAUGCCCUUCCGGGCGGUUGGCAGUAUCGGGGUUCUGUACAAAGCUUGUGUCGUGCUGUUCCCAUACAUCUUCAGCGAACUGAGGAGUUGAUAAGUAUCACAAGCGAUGGAUGAUUUGUUAUGGUUUACGCAUGGAUGGUAUAAUCGAACAAGCGAGGCGUUCUCAUGAGGCAUUCGAGGUGUCUGAUUUCUUGUCUAAAUAUAUUAAUCUAAUCAACAUUCUCUGUACCAG
Messenger RNA from Aureobasidium pullulans EXF-150, 1727 nucleotides. Its product is annotated as squalene epoxidase. Lineage: Eukaryota; Fungi; Ascomycota; Dothideomycetes; Dothideales; Saccotheciaceae. Gene Ontology annotation, cellular component: membrane; endoplasmic reticulum. Gene Ontology annotation, biological process: ergosterol biosynthetic process. The record is from RefSeq and is a predicted model, not a curated record. Bases 111 to 1586 code for a protein of 491 amino acids. The transcript is spliced from 2 exons. Gene Ontology annotation, molecular function: squalene monooxygenase activity; flavin adenine dinucleotide binding.